GCCCCGGCCGCGCCGCCGCCUCAGCUAUCGGCGCCUCGCUCCCGCCCGGGGCUGACGGACGCGCGUCCUGCACCGCUGGCUCCGGGAUGGGCGUUCGGACGGUGGUGUGAGAGCUCAGGGUGCCGGCCCACUGACACGUGCACGACCCAUGAGACCAGCAUCCGGAAGCCAUGGCCCUGCCCUUUCAGAAAGAGCUGGAGAAAUACAAGAACCUUGACGAAGAUGAGCUGCUUGGCAAACUGUCCGAAGAGGAGCUCAAACAGUUGGAAAAUGUUCUCGAUGACCUAGAUCCUGAGAGCGCCAUGCUGCCAGCUGGAUUGCGCCAGAAAGACCAGACGCAGAAGGCAGCCACCGGCCCCUUUGACCGUGAGCACCUCCUCAUGUACCUGGAGAAGGAGGCCUUGGAACAGAAAGACAGGGAGGACUUUGUGCCCUUCACGGGAGAAAAGAAAGGGAGAGUCUUUAUCCCUAAAGAAAAACCCAUAGAAACUCAUAAAGAAGAAAAAGUGGCCCUUGACCCGGAACUGGAAGAAGCUUUGGCAAGUGCCUCUGACACUGAACUCUAUGAUCUUGCAGCUGUUCUCGGAGUACACAAUUUGCUCAACAAUCCAGAGUUUGACGAAGAAACAACCAACAGUAAAGGAGGCAAAGGGCCCAUAAGAAAUGUGGUCAAAGGUGAGAAGGUGAAGCCCAUAUUUGAGGAGCCGCCCAACCCCACAAAUGUGGAAGCCAGUCUGCAGCAGAUGAAAGCCAACGAUCCCAGCCUGCAAGAAGUCAACCUCAACAACAUCAAGAACAUUCCCAUUCCAACUCUAAAGGACUUUGCGAAGGCAUUGGAGACCAACACGCACGUGACGAAGUUCAGCCUGGCGGCAACUCGCAGCAAUGACCCUGUGGCCCUUGCUUUUGCAGAUAUGCUGAAAGUAAACAAGACCUUGAAAAGCCUGAACAUAGAAUCUAAUUUUAUCACUGGAGCUGGGAUCCUGGCCCUGGUGGAGGCACUAAGAGAAAAUGACACUUUGACAGAGAUCAAAAUCGAUAACCAGAGGCAGCAGCUGGGAACAGCCGUGGAGAUGGAGAUUGCCCAGAUGCUGGAGGAGAAUUCGAGCAUCCUCAAGUUUGGAUACCAGUUUACCAAGCAAGGGCCACGAACAAGGGUGGCAGCCGCCAUCACCAAGAAUAAUGACUUGGUUCGUAAGAAGAGAGUUGAAGGAGAACGAAGAUAAACUUCUGCAGAAGGAGGUGCAGCUUCAUCAUGGCAGCCAUUUGAAAACAGAAACUCUGUCUUUGCCCACUGAGACCAUGCUAUCAAAGGUUGUUCAUUUCCGUUAACCACACAAUUAAUGAUCUAAUUAUUCUUUUUUAAUCAUUACCUAUUUAUCUUAGAUUUUUAAAAAUAUAUACAGUUGUUUGCUUGUGGGCAGCUCUGGCAACUUGCACACAUGGACUGAUUACAGACCUGAGGGAGUGAGUGAUCAAAAAUGAUUUUAGCGACUUUCAUAUUGGGUUUCUUGCCCUCUUAACAUGAACUUUAAAAAGAAAAUCACUGGAAGGAAUUUUGUUUAUAGUAUGUGUUCAUAACUGUGUCUUAGUAGAGGCCUAUCUCUGUUUACAUGCACAGCUUCGAGUUAGGCUCAAUGCAUCAGAGGUGUUCUGCUGGCCACAUGAGAAGUUAGUAUUGCCAAUCUUUGGGUGAGAAAAUGUGACCAAGUGAGCACAAAUUCUCCCUCAGUUCCAGAAAAAAAUCACCCAUUGCACACACCCCCACUGCCUGAAGAUCAGUGGCGUCACCUUUGGGAAGCCAGAUGGUGUUCUGACACUUCAACAUAGCAUCAGCAACUAAGUCUAAAAUAUCUGUCACCGUACUGGACAGGUAGCAGCGUAAAUGAGCACACUUGCUUCGACUUGGCUGUUCAGUGUAAAUUGGAUCUUGCUCUUGAUGUUAGUGGCUCCCUAUUUAUAAAGCCACUUUCAAGUAUUCUGGACAUUCUGGAUCUGAAUAAAAAAUUUUUACAUUUUAGAAGAGGAAGAGUUUUAAAACAGUACAUUCCUUAGAAAGAAAGUAAUAAUCACACUUUAAUCAAAAUUGCUUGAUACAUGUGAUUGCAUUGACUUGGCACAUUUUUUAGAGAUGUUUAUUACUUUGUAGUGUCACAAGAUGAAAUGUGAGCAUGAAUGAAGUUAUUCAGAUAUUUGUCCACCUGCCACGAUCCAUCCAGACAUUUACAAACAUCUGGAAAAUGUGGAUUAUCACUUACCUAGAUAUUUGUUA
This is a messenger RNA of Ochotona curzoniae (black-lipped pika), 2272 nucleotides long. RefSeq names its product tropomodulin 2 (gene TMOD2). Gene Ontology annotation, molecular function: tropomyosin binding. Gene Ontology annotation, biological process: muscle contraction; pointed-end actin filament capping; myofibril assembly. The record is from RefSeq and is a predicted model, not a curated record. The transcript is spliced from 10 exons. Lineage: Eukaryota; Metazoa; Chordata; Mammalia; Lagomorpha; Ochotonidae. Gene Ontology annotation, cellular component: striated muscle thin filament; myofibril. The coding region runs from base 171 to 1226 and encodes 351 amino acids.